Anolis carolinensis (green anole) is the source of this 7112-nucleotide messenger RNA. RefSeq lists its product as uncharacterized. The transcript has 2 exons. The record is from RefSeq and is a predicted model, not a curated record. The coding region runs from base 990 to 2132 and encodes 380 amino acids. NCBI's taxonomy places the organism in Eukaryota, Metazoa, Chordata, Lepidosauria, Squamata, Anolidae.
UAUGCUAAUAAUAUCAUAUAUUGUAUGUACAUAUAAUUUGUAAGCCACUCUGAGUCCCCUUUGGGGUGAGAAGGGUGUGAUACAAAUGUAGUAAAUAAAUGCAGUAAAUAAAUAAAUAAUAAAUAAAUACAUUUUAGACUUAGGCUCGCCCAAAGUCUGAAAUAACUUGAAGGCACACAACAACAACAACAACAACAACAACAACAACAACAAUAAUCCUAAUCGACUUGACUAUCUCAUUGGCCAGAAGCAGGACCACACUUCCCAUUGAAAUCCUCUUAAAUGUAUGUUGGUUAAAAUUGUUUUUAUUUUUAAAUAUUGUAUUGUUCUUUCGUUGUUGUUGUUGUUGUUGUUGUUGUUGUUUUUGCACUACAAAUAAGACAUGUGCAGUGUGCAUCGGAAAUUGUUUGUAUUUUUUUUUCGAAAUGAUAAUCCGGCCCCUCAACAGUCUGAAGGAUUGUGGACCGGCCCUCGGAUUAAAAAGUUUGAGGACCCCUGGCUUAGAGCCUUUGCACGAGGCUCCUGUCGCCUUGUUUCCCUGUGUUUGUUCGCCUUCAGACAGGCAAAGUCCUCCAGCUGAGCUCACCGGGAUCCCGGAAAUCCCCUCCACAACCCUGAGUUCCCCUCCAAACAGACCCUUGUCCUUCUUUCGUCACAAACACGGCUUAAGACACUCAAAGGAGUGAAUGAGUGUGUGGCUGGAGGGUCCCCCGGGGAUCAUCUAGUCCAGCCCCUUCCCACCCGGGCAGAUGGCAGGAGCCAAGCUCUGCUUAAAAAGCCCCAGAAAGUGGGAACCCUUUUCAUGGCCACACAGGUCAUGCAGCAUCAUUCGUCCAACUGUCCGUCCGCCUGUCUGUCCACACAUUUAUCUUUCUUUCAACAGUAUCUAUCUACCGUAUAUACCAGUGAUGGCCAACCUAUGACACGCGUGUCAGCACUAACACGCCUAGCCAUUUUUGCUGACACGCUGCUGCCUGCAGAUUGAUUGGAUGACAAUGUCUUUCGUGGCCAAAUUUGGUGUGAUUUGGUCCAGUGGUUUUGUAUAUAUAUAUAUAUAUCUCAAUUCCUCUAUCUAUCCAUCCAUCCAUCCAUCCAUCCACCCAUUCCUCUAUCUAUCUAUCUAUCUAUCUAUCUAUCUAUCUAUCUAUCUAUCUAUCCAUCCAUUCUUCUAUCUAUAUCUAUCUAUCUAUCUAUCUAUCUAUCCAUCCCUCUAUCUAUCUAUCUAUCUAUCUAUCUAUCUAUCUAUCUAUCUAUAUCUAUCUAUCUAUCUAUCUAUCUAUCUAUCUAUCUAUCUAUCCAUCCAUUCCUCUAUCUAUCCAUUCUUCUAUCUAUCUAUCUAUCUAUCUAUCUAUCUAUCCAUCCAUCCAUCCAUCCAUCCAUCCAUUCCUCUAUCUAUCUAUUCUUCUAUCUAUCUCUAUCUCUAUCUCUAUCUAUCUAUCUAUCUAUCUAUCUAUCUAUCUAUCUAUCUAUCUAUCUAUCUAUCCAUCCAUUCCUCUAUCUAUCUAUCUAUCUAUCUAUCUAUCUAUCUAUCUAUCUAUCUAUCUAUCUAUCUAUCUAUCUAUCCAUUCCUCUAUCUAUCUAUCAAUCUAUCUAUCCAUCAAUUCCUCUAUCUAUCUAUCUAUCUAUCUAUCUAUCUAUCUAUCCAUCCAUCCAUCCAUCCAUCCAUCCAUUCCUCUAUCUAUCUAUUCUUCUAUCUAUCUCUAUCUCUAUCUCUAUCUCUAUCUCUAUCUCUAUCUCUAUCUCUAUCUCUAUCUAUCUAUCUAUCUAUCUAUCUAUCUAUCUAUCUAUCUAUCAAUCCAUCCAUUCCUCUAUCUAUCUAUCUAUCUAUCUAUCUAUCUAUCUAUCUAUCCAUUCCUCUAUCUAUCUAUCAAUCUAUCUAUCCAUCAAUUCCUCUAUCUAUCUAUCUAUCUAUCCAUCCAUCCAUCCAUCCAUCCAUUCCUCUAUCUAUCUAUCCCUCUAUAUUUCUAUUCAUAUCUCCCUCCCUUCUUCUCUCUCUCUGUCAAUCCCUCUAUCUGUCUAACUAUCAAUCUGUUCCUCCAUUUAUCUCCCUCCAUCCCUCCCUCUAUCUUUCUCUCUCCCUAUCCCUCCAUCCCUUGAUCUAUGUCUUUUCUGCCCCACUUCCCAACCCAUAAGGGCUCCCAGCAGUGAACAAAUAAUACCCAUUGAGAACAAUAACAUUUAUUUACAUAUUAACUUACAGAAUUUAUAUUCCGCCCUUCUUAGGGCGGAUCACAGAACAUAUAUUUACGGCAAACAUUCAAUGCCGUUAGACACAGACAGGACAGACAACAGAUAGAGGUAUAUAGACAUUUCCUAUCUUUGGCGUCUUGGAGGUUGUGCUUGAUUCUGGCCACAGGCUGUGUUUGUGUCUGUAUGCUGUCGCUCCAUCCUCCUUGUCAUAAACAUCCUCCUUUUUCUGGUAUUUCCUUUAUGGUGCCAUUAAAAUACCUCCCCACUUAAGCAGUACCUAUUUAUCUACUCGCAUCUGUUUUCGAUCUGCUAGGUGGGCUGGAGGUCAAGCACUCACUCUGGCCUGGGCUUCGAACUGCCAACCUUUUGAUCCCAGCUGGUGGUUAACACCUGUUUCGGCAGGCUUUUGAUUUCUGUAAUUGAUGUUUUUAAGAAAAUGUUUUUAAGAUGUUUUAAAAUUGUUAGAUUUUAGCCUGUUCUUGUAAGCCGCCCCGAGCCCUAGGGAAGUGGCAGCAUAUAAGUUUGAAUAAUAAAUAAAUAAAUAAACUUGCUGUGCUAAAGCCCGGCUCAGUAAAGGAUAAAACAUUUUGAAAAAUGUCAAUACUCUUUAAUAUGGACAAACUUAAGUUCCUUUUGAAAGAAACAAGAGGAAAAUAUGUUAGAAGGACAAUCUGGAGUAAACUGGAAGAAUGUUCUGUGUUUUUCUUUUUUGCCCUUUUGUUUCUUGCACCUAUCCCCGUUUUUAUAAUGAGCACUUUAUUUGAAAAUUAUAAAUAAAAUAAAAAUAUACUCUUUAAGAGUAUCCUGAGGUUGCACCUACACCAGCGUUUUGUGGACUCCAGCUCCCAGAAUCCCUGAUCAUUGGCCAAAGCGGCUGAGCUGGACAUUGAAGUCCAAAACGUCUGGAGAGGCGGUGUUUGCGGGUCACCGAUCUACUAAAAUGCAUGCAGCUGGACACCACUGGACUGUGGAACAGCAGGAGUUGUAGUUUUGCAAGGUCUUAAGCCUUCUGAGCCCAAAGGGUUUGGGGGCCUCACCAAAAUAUAACUCCAAAGAUAAAGUGGUGCCAAACUGCAUCAAUUGUGCAGUGCAGAGGCACCCAAAAGGAGGUGAAAGAUGUGAAACUAGAACUCCCAGGAUUAUAUAUAGCACUAGCUUUGCCCGGCCACGCGUUGCUGUGGCUUUUCAGAAUCAUUUGUUGGUCAGGUGGAAUAGUAGUGAAUAGCCUUGGAACUUCAAAGCCUGGCCGGUUUGUUCUUAUGGGGAUCCUUGUUUGGUGAGAUGGAAUACAAUGAGUAGUCUCUGUGCGGGAGGUUUGAAUGGUGUUAUUAGUCAUGGUUGAGGGAUGGGGGUGAGAUGUGUGUUGGGCACGUGCCGGUGGCCUAGGGGAUAAAAGCCUCGUGACUUGAAGGUUGGGUUGCUGACCUGAAGGCUGCCAGGUUCGAAUCCCACCCAGGGAGAGUGUGGAUGAGCUCCCUCUGUCAGCUCCAGCUCCAUGCGGGGACAUGAGAGAAGCCUCCCACAAGUGGACUAAAGCCUUGUGACUUGAAGGUUGGGUUGCUGACCUGAAAGCUGCCAGGUUUGAAUCCCACCCAGGGAGAGUGUGGAUGAGCUCCCUCUGUCAGCUCCAGCUCCAUGCGGGGACAUGAGAGAAGCCUCCCACAAGUGGACUAAAGCCUUGUGACUUGAAGGUUGGGUUGCUGACCUGAAGGCUGCCAGGUUCGAAUCCCACCCAGGGAGAGUGUGGAUGAGCUCCCUCUGUCAGCUCCAGCUCCAUGCGGGGACAUGAGAGAAGCCUCCCACAAAGAUGGUAAAAACAUCAAAAACAUCCAGGCGUCCCCUAGGCAACGUCCUUGCAGACGGCCAGUUUUCUCACUCCAGAAGCAACUCGGGUUGCUCCUGACACAAAAAAAAAAUGUGCCAGUUUAUGUUUGGCGCAUGCGCUGUUUGUUUUUCCUGGUUUUUGGGCUUUUUUGGGUACCGGUUCAGUAGGAGAUGUUCGGUUUCGUGGUAGGAACCUAGCGGCAAAGCUGCUGGGUUCUGUUGUCAAGUUUUGUGUUUCUGGGACAUUUAGUUUUGUUGUUUACUUCUAGGCCCAAAUUUCAUUAGCCUUUUAUAUAUAUAGAUUGAGCCGCGACGGAUGCACCCGGAGAAGGCCAAGGAUAGACUAGGACUGCCGGGAAAGCAUUGCACAAUUAAAGCCAGGGUCGUCAAAGGCUUUCAUGGCUGGAAUCACAGGGUUGUUGUGUGUUUUCCGGGCUGUAUGACCAUAUUCCAGAAGCAUUCUCUCCUGACGUUUCACCCACAUAUCGGGCAGGCAUCCUCACAACCUCUGAGGAUUCCUGCCAUAGAUGUGGGCGAAACGUCAGAAGAGAACGCUUCUGGAACAUGGUCAGCAGCCCGGAAAACACACAAACACCCUGAAAGCCAGGGUUAAGCUGCAUUCCUUCUGCAAUGUGGAUGCAUGUCAGAACUUUGCUAGAAUCCCGUCUUGCAGUGCGUGCUGUUUUGCUCGCUGGGAGGCCUUUUGCUUUUGGGUCUGGUGGUGGGGCUUCCCAGCAGGACAUUUGUUCCCACAUUCCUCCCGUGCUUCCUUUGGGAGGGGAGGGAUGCCAGUGGGGUGAGUCAGGGCUCUUUCCCUCCCUCCCUCCCUGGGAUCCUCCUCCUCCUCCUCCUCCUCUUCACUGGAUCCCACUGGAUCCCAUUACAGGCUCUGCAGGGCUUUGCCUUGGGAAAGCAGCCCCCUCCCCUCUAUUUACGGCCAGGCUUUCCCCCAAAACUUGGACUCCAGGCAACUUAUAAAUGAACAAUAUCAAUAAGGCACAGAUAUCUAUAUCAAAAUGCUAUAAGAAUGGUAUGUAUAGAAAAGACUUAAAUGUAUAUAUUUUCAUCCAGGUUUAAAUGUGUGUAUAAUAAUAAUAAUAAUAAUAAUAAUAAUAAUAAUAAUAAUAAUAAUAAUAAUAAUUUUAUUCUUAUAUCCCGCCCCAUCUCCCCGGAGGGACUCGGGGCGGCUUACAUGGGGCCAUGCCCAGACACGACAGCACAAAUCAGAUAAAACAUUAAACUGAGCAGUAAAACUUCAACAUGAUUAAAAACAGUCAUAAAAGUCAAUAUAGACAAUAAUAUUAAAAUCCCGAUUUGGGUCAAAAGAUCCAGUAUGCUUAUAAAUGAAAGUGGAGGCCUGGUGGUGAAGUGUGUUAAAGCUCUGAGCUGCUGAACUUGCAGACAAAAGGUCCCAGGUUCAAAUCCUGGGAGCAGAGUGAGUGCCCACUGUUAGCUCCAGCUUCUGCCAACCUAGCAGUUCGAAAACAUGCCAAUGUGAGUAGAUCAAUAGGUACUGCUCUGGCGGCAAGGUAACACUGGCGCUCCAUGCAGUCAUGCCAGUGGGCACAUGACCUUGGAGGUGUCUACGGACAACGCCGGCUCUUUGGCUUAGAAAUGGAGAUGAGCACCAACCCCCAGAGUGUGAGUAGAUCAAUAGGUACUGCUCUGGCGGGAAGGUAACACUGGUGCUCCAUGCAGUCAUGCCAGUGGGCACAUGACCUUGGAGGUGUCUACGGACAACGCCGGCUCUUUGGCUUAGAAAUAAAGAUGAGCACCAACCCCCAUAGUGUGAGUAGAUCAAUAGGUACUGCUCCGGCGGGAAGGUAACACUGACGCUCCAUGCAGUCAUGCUGGCCACAUGACCUUGGAGGUGUCUAUGGACAACGCCGGCUCUUUGGCUUAGAAAUGGAGAUGAGCCCCAACCCCCAGAGUGUGAGUAGAUCAAUAGGUACUGCUCCGGCGGGAAGGUAACACUGGCGCUCCAUGCAGUCAUGCCAGUGGGCACAUGACCUUGGAGGUGUCUACGGACAACGCCGGCUCUUUGGCUUAGAAAUGGAGAUGAGCACCAAUGCCCAGAGUGUGAGUAGAUCAAUAGGUACUGCUCCGGCGGGAAGGUAACACUGGCGCUCCAUGCAGUCAUGCCAGUGGGCACAUGACCUUGGAGGUGUCUACGGACAACGCCGGCUCUUUGGCUUAGAAAUGGAGAUGAGCACCAAUGCCCAGAGUGUGAGUAGAUCAAUAGGUACUGCUCCGGCGGGAAGGUAACACUGGCGCUCCAUGCAGUCAUGCCAGUGGGCACAUGACCUUGGAGGUGUCUACGGACAACGCCGGCUCUUUGGCUUAGAAAUGGAGAUGAGCACCAACCCCCAGAGUGUGAGUAGAUCAAUAGGUACUGCUCCGGCGGGAAGGUAACACUGGUGCUCCAUGCAGUCAUGCCAGUGGGCACAUGACCUUGGAGGUGUCUACGGACAACGCCGGCUCUUUGGCUUAGAAAUGGAGAUGAGCACCAACCCCCAGAGUGUGAGUAGAUCAAUAGGUACUGCUCCGGAGGGAAGGUAACACUGGCGCUCCAUGCAGUCAUGCCAGUGGGCACAUGACCUUGGAGGUGUCUACGGACAACGCCGGCUCUUUGGCUUAGAAAUAAAGAUGAGCACCAACCCCCAUAGUGUGAGUAGAUCAAUAGGUACUGCUCCGGCGGGAAGGUAACACUGACGCUCCAUGCAGUCAUGCUGGCCACAUGACCUUGGAGGUGUCUAUGGACAACGCCGGCUCUUUGGCUUAGAAAUGGAGAUGAGCCCCAACCCCCAGAGUGUGAGUAGAUCAAUAGGUACUGCUCCGGCGGGAAGGUAACACUGGCGCUCCAUGCAGUCAUGCCAGUGGGCACAUGACCUUGGAGGUGUCUACGGACAACGCCGGCUCUUUGGCUUAGAAAUGGAGAUGAGCACCAACGCCCAGGGUGUGAGUAGAUCAAUAGGUACCGCUCCGGCGGGAAGGUAACGGCACUCCAUGCAGUCAUGCCAGUGGCCACAUGACCUUGGAGGUGUCUACGGACAACGCUGGUUCUUCGGCUUAGAAAUGGAGAUGAGCACCAACCCCCA